UGUAAAGAGUCCUUCGAGAUAAACGAUACUCUUGCUAGAGAUUUGAGAUAACUCGUGCAACAAAUAGAAAACGAUGUUUUAUCAAUUUUUUAGGCAAAGAGAGAAAAGAUAGCAAGUACAGUUACCCUGCUUUUGGUGCUCCACUGCUCAUUUCUCAGACAGACUGAAACCAUUAAACCAUACAAGCACGGACUUUCUUUUGCAGAUAGCAAAUAGCUAUAGUCUUGUUCUUAGAUUUCUCAGCAGAGAAGCUUGCCUAGAACCACUUUCUGCUAGAUCUUACCAAGCUUAAUCAAAUAAGAGCUAUGAAGAUGGGGUCAUAUUCCAAUAAAAACAUGAUGCCUGAAACUGACAUUGGAUCAUCUGUUUCACCUUUUCAUUGGUUUUAUAAUUACAACCCCACAUCCAAGCCUGGCUUAAGUUCUCUGCAACAAACUCAAAUACACCAUGAACCUGGACUUAUUGUUGCUCCCAUUCGUUCCAUUGCUGCCACAACCGAGUCAGGAAACAACAAUGAUUUGGGAGGUAAAACCACGAAGGUGGGGAAACAAAAGCCUUCUAUGAAGGGUUCUAAUCAAAUUGCAUCCAAGGUUCUGAGGCCAAAGCAGCCCAAGAAGAAACCCUCGGUUCCUAAGAAGGUGAAGGGACCAAGCAUUCCAGUAGCCAAACGUGAGAAAAAGAAUCUCAACAUUGAUCUUGAUGGAACAAACUUUGAUUUCUCUGGGGUGCCUUCCCCCCUUUGCUCUUGUACAGGUGUUGUGAGAGUGUGCUACAAGUGGGGUGCCAGUGGUUGGCAAUCCUCGUGUUGUACUAUUAAUAUAUCAGAAUAUCCUCUCCCCAUGAGUCCCACAAGACCCGGUGCCCGCAUGGCUGGAAGAAAAAUGAGCAAUGGUGCAUAUUUGAAACUUCUUCUGAGACUUGCAGCUGAAGGUCAUGAUCUUUCUCAUCCUGUUGACUUGAGGGACCACUGGGCUAGGCAUGGUACAAACAAGUUUGUUACAAUCAAAUAGAGAUGCAGUUGGCUGGCAGUUCGGCAUAAUGUGUAGUAGUUUCGAAUAUAUAUUACUCCUCUGCAUUCUAGGUUGAAUGUAGUUUACUGCUAUUUCGUAGAGGUCUGGUCUGACAAGUCGGAUUGUAAAUAUAGUUUUUCUGACUUUCUUUGGCUAAAACUUGAAGGGAAUGCCAUUUUGCAUUUGGAAGCCAGAUGCUGUAAAAAUAACUUUCAUGUUAUUUGCUCGGAUAUUAUUUUCUUCUCUUCACUACCUUCUUUGCCAUUUAGGGAGCUUUCGGUUUGUACAUCUGACAUCAACUUGUAGAAGAUUUACUAUACUAUAACUUCUAUCAGGUUUUGACCAGAAUCAAUUCGUAAAACGAUAAAAUCAAUAACGUGGUAUAGGGUUUUCUGUUCCAGCCAUAAUCCUCACAAAAGCAUGCCUUGGAUAGUUUCCAUAUUUCCAUAUGCUCUUGAAGAUCUCCCAUCCGGAAUGUGCCAAGGGAC
Durio zibethinus is the source of this 1498-nucleotide messenger RNA. RefSeq names its product protein BASIC PENTACYSTEINE7-like. Gene Ontology annotation, biological process: response to ethylene. Gene Ontology annotation, molecular function: DNA-binding transcription factor activity; sequence-specific DNA binding. NCBI's taxonomy places the organism in Eukaryota, Viridiplantae, Streptophyta, Magnoliopsida, Malvales, Malvaceae. The record is from RefSeq and is a predicted model, not a curated record. Gene Ontology annotation, cellular component: nucleus.